AUGGAGUCCCUGCAGGACAUAUACAACAGCCUUGGAGAUAUCUACGAGGUUUCCGAGAUAAUCGCUUCCCGACCGAACAUUCUCCCUGCUCUCGCAAACUUACUCGUCAAGGUUAUGCUUGACAAGGUAUAUGAUAUCCGCCUCAACCAUAAGCACUUUGAUAUUGCAGGAAGCGAGCAAGUCGUUGGUUUUACUGGCCAGGGCUUGCUAGUACCCAGCGAUCUACUCGUAAAGGACGGUGCUGCCAUCCCCUAUGAGUUUACAUACACUACCAACAAUCCACCUCCUGAGCCUAGCUCUGAAUUCCUGGAAUCUUGGUGUAGUAUACUUCGAGCAGAAGGAGUAGAGGGUCUCCUAGGAUUAUCCAUCCGAGGCAAUAGUGUGCCGGCAAUCGCUCACGAGGUAUCCGACCCCGAGAACCGUGUCAAUAGGUUGGUCUUCGGUGAUGAUGCGGCAUAG
Molecule: messenger RNA, 459 nt
Organism: Fusarium oxysporum Fo47
Lineage: Eukaryota; Fungi; Ascomycota; Sordariomycetes; Hypocreales; Nectriaceae
Exons: 2
Coding region: 1-459 (152 amino acids)
Source: RefSeq, a predicted model, not a curated record